GGGUCGACGACGGAGGCGGAUUCGGAGCUCCAGCCUCCGCCUCGAAGAAGGGAAGCUGGGCUAGGCUCCGGCGCAGGCUUUGCGGCCCCGCUCUUGCUGGUUGCCGUUCCCCCUUCCCGCCCCCAGUACACAGCACCACGGUGAGGGGGCAGGAAGUGACUCUUGAGCCGGGACUGGGCGGCGUUUGAGGCACCUGAAACCGCAUAUUUGUCACGGCGGAAAGCGGGGGGAGGAGAAGCUGAGGCACACCGAGACCUUCCCCGCUCAACUGCGAGCAAAAGUGAAAGGGGGGAAAGGAAAAGAACCCCCCUCAGCAAUAACCCAGCUUCUCCGGCCGCUGUUGCCCGGUCCGCAAGCUUGGCACUGCCGUUAUCCUCGCUGUCGAAAGCUGUUGCAUCCUCCCCCCACCCCAUUUUUUCUUCUUCUCCUUUUCUUCUUGAUUGGCGAGAAAACUUGAUUGGGAUUUAAAACAUCUCUGGGUAGAUGCAAAUGGAGGAUAUCUGGACCCCCGAAGUGUGAGAAUGUUGGCUUUGAAAGCUCAGGGAAGAAGUAGCAGGGAGAAAAACGUAACCCAGUGUGCCUGAAAAUGACAACAAAACGAAACUUGUUUGUGCGGUUGGUGCCAUGCCGUUGUUUGCGUGGAGAAGAAGAAACUGUUACUGCACUUGAUUAUUCUCACUGCAGCCUGGAGCAGGUGCCUAAGGAGAUUUUUACUUUCGAAAAGACGUUGGAAGAACUCUAUUUAGAUGCUAAUCAAAUUGAAGAGCUUCCAAAGCAACUUUUUAAUUGUCAGUCUCUGCACAAGUUGAGUUUGCCGGACAAUGAUCUAACAACAUUGCCUGCAUCCAUAGCAAAUCUCAUUAACCUCAGGGAACUGGAUGUCAGCAAGAAUGGCAUACAGGAGUUUCCAGAAAAUAUCAAAAACUGUAAAGUUUUGGCAGUUGUCGAGGCCAGCGUAAACCCUAUUUCAAAGCUUCCAGAUGGAUUUUCACAGUUGUUAAACCUAACACAACUAUACCUGAAUGAUGCUUUUCUUGAGUUCUUACCAGCCAAUUUUGGCAGAUUAACUAAACUGCAGAUUUUGGAGCUUAGGGAAAACCAGUUAAAAAUGUUGCCAAAAACCAUGAACAGACUGACUCAGCUGGAGAGACUGGACCUGGGAAGUAAUGAAUUCACAGAAGUGCCUGAAGUAGUUGAACAAUUAAGUGGGUUAAAAGAAUUUUGGAUGGAUGGUAACAGAUUAACUCUUAUUCCAGGGUUUAUGGGCAGUUUGAAGCACUUGACCUACUUGGAUGUUUCCAAAAACAACAUUGAAACUCUUGAAGAAGGAGUUUCAGGAUGUGAAAGUUUACAAGACCUGCUGUUAUCUAGUAAUUCACUUCAGCAACUGCCAGAGUCUAUUGGUUGUCUAAAGAAAUUAACAAUUCUUAAAAUUGAUGAAAAUCAGCUAAUAUAUCUGCCAGAUUCCAUAGGAGGGUUAACGUCAGUUGAAGAACUGGACUGUAGCUUCAAUGAGAUUGAAGCUUUGCCUUCAUCUAUUGGGCAGCUCUCUAAUAUAAGGACUUUUGCUGCAGAUCAUAACUUUUUAACCCAGUUGCCACCAGAGAUUGGAAACUGGAAACAUGUAACUGUUCUGUUUCUGCAUUCUAAUAAGCUGGAGUUCCUCCCAGAGGAAAUGGGUGAUAUGCAGAAAUUAAAAGUCAUCAAUCUAAGUGACAAUAGACUAAAGUAUCUGCCCUACAGCUUUACAAAGCUGCAACAGCUGACUGCCAUGUGGCUAUCAGAUAAUCAGUCUAAACCUCUCAUUCCCCUUCAAAAAGAAGCUGACCCAGAAACACAGAAAACAGUGCUUACUAAUUAUAUGUUCCCUCAGCAACCAAGAUCUGAAGAUGUUAUGUUCAUAUCUGAUAAUGAAAGUUUUAAUCCUUCACUGUGGGAGGAGCAGAGGAAACAGCGCGCUCAGGUGGCUUUUGAAUGUGAUGAAGAUAAAGAUGAAAGAGAGGCACCACCCAGAGAGGGUAAUUUGAAGAGGUAUCCAACACCUUAUCCUGACGAAUUGAAGAAUAUGGUCAAAACAGUUCAAACAAUAGUACAUAGAUUAAAAGAUGAAGAAAACCCAGAUGAUGCUAACAAAGAAUCAAAGCAAGAAGGCCAGCAAAUCUCAGUGAAGGAUGUAGGUGUAAAGACUUCAGAAAUGACUCCAGCAAGGAGCAAAGUAGAAAGUGAGCAGAAUAUGAUGGGGAACUGCGUGCAGAAGCCUAAUGAGCCAGAUGCUGAAAAUAGCACUGGAAACUUGCAGAUGAGUACUCAAGUUAAAACCUUGGAGAACACAAAGCCAAUUACUAAUCACGAAGAUACUCCUGAGGAGUCAGAAGAACUGUCUUCUGAUGAAGAAAUGAAAAUAGCAGAAAUGAGACCACCUCUCAUAGAAACCUCCAUUAACCAACCAAAAGUAGUAGCUCUUGGCAGUAGCAAAAAAGAUGACAGUAAAGAUGUAGAUUCAUUGUCGGAUGACCCCACCCACAACAGCAAUCAGAAUAACAGCAAUUGUUCCUCUCCUUCUCGAAUGUCCGAUUCACUUUCUGUAAAUACUGACAGUAGCCGUGAAGCAUCGCUGUGCUCUCCAGAAAAAGAAACUAACAUGGCUGUGACUUCCAAAAUCAGGCAAGAAGAUGAAAAUUCUAAUAGUGUUUUACAAAAUGGAGGUGACAUAAAUGUCACAGCAGAAGAAAAACUGGAUGCUCAAGAUAAAGUUACAAAUUUCACUGAAUUCAGAUUAAAUAUUGAAGAGAGAUUAGCUUUAAGAGAGACAGGUGUUGAGCGUAAUAGUGCUACUGAUGAGUCUCACAAAUUACACCAAAUUAACAUGAAUAUCUGCAAAUUGAUUGAUGACAAAGUAAUACAUUCAAAUGUAGUGGAAGAAAUAAAAACACAGGAAAUGUCAUCAGUUAAAGGCCUUUUAAACAAUAAUAUGAAAGAAGAAAUCAAGCACAUGGAAAUUGGAAAUAAAUAUUCUAACAUGUGUCCUAUGAAUAAUGUCAAUGGACAUUCUGAGGAAGUGCCUCACUCUGCAGGAAAGUCAGAGCUAAAGAGAAGUGCUACCAUUGAAACAGAUUCUUCUUCUUCAGAAAUGUGUCUUUCAAAGAGCACUGAAGAUUUGUCUCCGCAGAGGAGUGGGCCAGUUGUGAAAUCCCAUAGCAUAACUAACAUGGAGACAGGUGCUCUGAAAAUCUAUGAUAUUAUCAAUGACAAUGGAUCCCAGCAGCCAAAUCCAGUGAUAAAAUCAGCAGUUAUGGCUUCAGAUGGAAAACAUAUAGUCCGGAGCAAGUCAGCUACUCUCCUGUAUGACCAGCCAUUACAAGUGUAUCCUGGGUGCUCAUCAUCAUCUGAUUUAAUAUCUACAAAAACAGUGUUCAAAUUUGAUUCAAACCAUAAUCCUGAAGGUACUAAUGUAAUAAGAGGACAAGGAACUAAUGCUUCACAACUAUUCAGUACCCCCCAGUAUAAUAUCCAGUAUAGCAGCAGUAUGGCAGCCAAAGAAUCCUUGUGGCCCCCAAAACAAAACUCCCUGGUUGAACAGAGCUGCGUGCCUCAACGCCUGCCGAGGUCGGAUACCACAGAGAGCUGCAAUUCCGUGAAACAUUCUGCCAACAUGAAUUUCUCUAAUCAUAACAAUGUUAGAGCUAGUGCUGCAUAUAAUAUGCAUCAGAGAAUGGGUGGAAGGCAUAUGGAAAUGUGGGCUGUUCCACCGAACGACAGACCUGUUUCUGUAGUAACCCGAAAUACUCUUCAGCGGCAGAGUAGCGUCUCCUCCACUGCUUCAAUGAACGUUGGUGAUUCUGGACCUCCACGGCGUCCUCAGGUUCCUGAAGGGGAUUAUUUGACAUAUAGGGAUUUGCACUCAAUGGGAAGAGUCCCACCGAUAAUAUCAGGCCCACAAAGACCUCUUUCUGCAAGAACCUAUAGUGUUGAUGGGCCAAAUGUACCACGACCUCAGAGUGCUCGCCCUUCAGCAAAUGAAAUACCGGAGAGAACUAUGUCAGUUAGUGAUUUCAAUUAUUCAAGGACUAGCCCUUCUAAAAGAACAAACCCACGAGUUAACUCUGAACACUCUCUGCUAGAUGCUCCAGGAAAAAGCAAAGUUCCUCAUGACUGGAGGGAACAGGUGCUGCGACACAUUGAGGCCAAAAAAUUAGAAAAGAGCAUGCUGUCUAGGUCCUUUAAUUCCAAUUAUGCUCCAGUUAGCAGCUUCCACUAUGGCAGCUCUAGGGAUCUGCAUGGCAGCCAAGGCAAUGUUGCCUUGAGUGUUGCAGACAGAAGAUGUUCUGGUGUACACAUUGUUCGUCAUCCCCAAGCAUCUACCCCAGUAGAUCAAUGUCAGGAGGAUGUAUUCUUUUCAGGACAGCAGAACUACUCAUCUGCCACACUUAAUCUCAAAGAUGUUGCUCCAGAGAACAUUAAAAAACUUCCUGUACAGGUACCUUUGACGAAUGGGCAGAUGUGCCAGCCUCCAAGACCUCAGGCAAAUUAUAAUCAAGUCCAUCAUGCUGCACCCCUUGCACCUGUGGCAAGACAUCCUUCUAGAGAGCAAUUGAUUGAUUAUCUGAUGCUUAAAGUUGCCCAUCAGCCUCCCUACGGACAGUCCCAAGGUCCAUCCAGGCAGUGCCAUGAGCUGUCAAAGCAAGAGAUUCGAGUAAGAGUUGAAAAGGAUCCAGAGCUUGGAUUCAGUAUAUCAGGAGGAAUAGGAGGUAGAGGAAACCCCUUCAGACCUGAUGAUGAUGGUAUAUUUGUAACCAGGGUACAGCCUGAAGGACCAGCAUCUAAACUGUUGCAGCCAGGAGAUAAAAUAAUUCAGGCUAAUGGAUUUAGUUUCAUCAAUAUUGAUCAUGGACAAGCGGUGUCUUUACUAAAGACUUUUCAGAACACGGUGGAACUUGUCAUUGUUCGAGAGCUUUCUUAAAUACUGUGGAGGAAGGGGAAACGUUCGCGUGAUCCUUUGAAGGACUUAUGGGAAACUGAAUAUUUUGAUUAUUUUUAUAUACAAAAACUUUUAAAAUCAUGUACAGUUAUAAAAUAAUGAACUUGUGGUUAUAGGGGAAAACCACUGUAAAGAACAUAGAUGAAACAGUUUUGGAAAUGCAUAUGGUAAUAGACUUUGUUGAGUUUUAAAGCAUUGUAGCAAUCAAAUAUCACUCCUCCAUGAACAAACCUGUGGUGUAUUUUGUACAGAUGGUAGGUUUAUUUUUGGAUAAUUCAUACACAUUACUAAACCAUGUACAAGGAACCUCCAUUGUAGCCAGUGGACAGAUGGCAGGGCUUUCUGUCCUGUAGCUGUUGCCUUUAUUUUUUUUUUGUUCACCUUGUUUUUAAUGUCUUUGUUGAAACCACUUCUGUAGAUGUGGAUAAGAGAUUUGAAAUGUUGGCUUUGCUAUGUGCAUAUUGUAUAGAUGAAUGGGUAGAUGGAAUGUGCGGCUGGCUGGAUUAAUUUAAAAGGCCAGGUAAAAUGGCUAUGAAAGUAUGGAAUCAAGAAAGGAGGGGGAAAUGAGUUAACAUGAGAAUGUAUAUCUACCAAUAGAAAAAAAACCCAAUGCAAUAAAAUGUGAAGUCUUUUAAGAGAGACUAUAAAUACACUUCUGGGAGGUCUACAGGAUUGGCUCAUAUCACAUCCACUGUCUGUCUUAUUUCCUAGGUGUAAUUAAAUUUUGAGUGCUUGUUUUUAAUUACACAACUUUUUUCAUCUGCCAUGGAGUUGUAAUGAGAGACUACUCUCUGUUAUGAAAAUCCCCAGUUUUCUGCAAAAGGGUGAUUUUCUUCUGCCUUGUAAUAAAUACUCCAUAUUCAACUUAUUUAUAGUUUUUAAAAAAAAGAAAAAAAAGAAACUGAAAUGGCCAGUUUUUUACUGUGUUGCCUGUAACUCAUUGCAUAUUUAUAUAUCACACAUGUGCAUGUUCCAAACCUCAACGUAUUCUGCCAUAAAAAGCUUCAUUCUUUUUAAUGGAGCUUAUGGCAGUGAGCCCUAUGAGGAUUGGGCUGCCCAGGAGUAAAUGGUUCAGGAAGGGUUAGGAAGAAGUCUUGAUUUUUAUUUGGCCUUGAAUUGCCUUGUUAGACUAAAAGGAAACACUGAUCUGGUUCGCAUGACACAACAGCCCACCAAGGGUGAAUUUAGCCGUGGUGGCUGUUGCAUUGUGCAGGGCGACUUCAAAUAACCCAUGGCUUGUUUUAUGGUUAUUUGAGGGUUGUCUAACCCUUAAACAGCACCAGCUGCCUUGGUGUGCAUGACAGGACAAGCCACAGCAAUACAGUCGCCAAGCAAGAAUGGCGCUCAUAGGCACCCAGCACAACAUGACAACCCCUGUGAGUAAAUUAACCCAAGGGGGGCUGUUCUGUUGUGCAAACCAGGCCAGCUAAGUAACCAAAGCCAGUUUUUGUGAAACUGUUGCACAGUGAUGGGAGAAUUGCUGUUGGGAAGUUGUAGGGCAAAGGGAUGGGUACUUGGGGCCCACCAGUUUGUAAUGAUCUUUCUCAAGGGCUGUUCCUACAGGUGACAUUAAAUGUGAACUAGACACUUCAGAGUCAUUAAAGGGUUUCUAACUAUAUUAACGUAGUACUGAUUUACCACAGGCUGCCUUUGUUCCUUUUUGUAUAAAAUAUUGGAUUAUACAUAAUUAAUUUUGUUUAUGGUAAACAUUAUGUUUAUUUUCUCUUUUUCGUUAAAUAACAGAGAUGAGAUUGCCUAACUUACGGGAUAAUAAGUAAUAAAUGGUUAUUAUGGACCAGAGAAGAGUGCCAUAGAAGACCAAUAACUGUUUUUUUUAAAGGCAAAUGAUAACCCAUCAUUGGAGCAAUAUUCAGUUACUGCAAUUUUUAAUAAAUAGAAAGGUGGUAGUUUUAAAGAGAUCUAGCAAAAUCACCAGCCUACUAUAGUUUUUUGAAAGACAUGCUGGAAUAGAAAGGAACCUACAUACUUAACAGAUAGUCAGUACUUUUUAAAUACACAAACUCCAAUGAUAUUGCACUUCAAAGAAGUUAUCAACUGCAUAUUGUAAUAUGUAUAGUUUUUAAUAAUUUUAAUUGAAACCCUUUAAUGUAUUCUUUGUACAUUAAUUUUAGUUUGAAUUUCAUUAAUAUUUACAUAGGAAUUGAUUUUUAUAUUAGCAGAAGUGCUGUAUUUUGGUAAAAUUCACUUAUUUUCUGUGUGCUGUUAAUCUUUAAAAAAGAGAGAGAGAGAGAGAGAGAGAGAGAGAGAAACAUAGCUAUAUAAUGGCAGGCUUUAGUGUUACCUUGCUUCUAAAAAUGUCUUUUUAAUUUCUCUGCUUUUUAUUGACAGCUUAAAAAUUCACAUUCAUUGCUUUUAAUUAUAUUACUAAACUCAGCCUUUUAAAGUGAAUAUAAACAGAUCAAUCCUAAUCUGACUUGCGACAUACAUCUAUAAUUACGGUGAGGGCAAAAAAUAAAUAAAUUCCAAAUCAGAACUGAUUCUUUAUUGAUCAUGGACUUAACUUGUUUUUGAAUGUAAUACAGCAGGUUGAAAUAAAUGUUAAAAUGCAUUGCAUUUUGUAUGAAAUUAUAAGCAUUAUAAACUAUGCUGUUAAAUUUAAUUUAAGUUUCUAUAACAACACUGCAAAAAUGUAUCAUUGUUUAUAGAGAGAAUUUAAAGCAAGAAUCUUGGUGCUUAGUUUGUUGGCAAGAAAGUAGAAAAUGAUCUUCGAAAUAAAAUAUUGUUGAUGGUUAUCUCAUGAAAACAGGAACAUUUUUAAAUGCAUUAUUCUAUUUGUGUUGGGAAAUGGUCAAAAUACUCACUUGAAAGAAGCAGUUGAAGAAGAGGCUCAUUUAAAAUAGAAGGAAACUAUUCUGAAGCCAUGGAUUUGUAACGUUUCUCAUCUUGUCAAAUAAGAUUUAUCUGCAAACUUGGUGGAUUUGGCAUAGAAUGAAUAAAGUGUUUGUCAACUCAGUAUUCUUUUAAUGACAGUUAAUUAAAGAAUCAGUUCAAAUUAAAAUUCUACAAAAAUCCCACA
This is a messenger RNA of Elgaria multicarinata webbii, 8015 nucleotides long. RefSeq names its product erbb2 interacting protein (gene ERBIN). NCBI's taxonomy places the organism in Eukaryota, Metazoa, Chordata, Lepidosauria, Squamata, Anguidae. The transcript is spliced from 27 exons. Gene Ontology annotation, molecular function: protein binding. Gene Ontology annotation, cellular component: postsynaptic membrane; adherens junction; basolateral plasma membrane. Gene Ontology annotation, biological process: neurotransmitter receptor transport, endosome to postsynaptic membrane; receptor clustering; cell-cell adhesion. Bases 587 to 4960 code for a protein of 1457 amino acids. The record is from RefSeq and is a predicted model, not a curated record.